AUGGCCCAUGGAGCGCCCACUGCAUCCGACAGUAGUCUUGAUAAAAGCUACCGGAAAAUAACCACAGCACUGAACAUAAAACCGGUUGCGGAUAAAGGAAAAAUUACUGGUGCAGCGGCAGCAAGCGAUGCGGCUUUCCGUGCAGGUAUUUUGUGGUAUGCUUAUGAGUAUUCAAAGGAUGAACGGCUGAAGGCCGCGGCUAUGAAAGGGUCGGCAACGGUUCAGGAAACAGCGCUUGCCGGUAAGGCCGCUUCCUGCCCGGAUUACCUGUUGUAUGCAUUGGGUAAUGGCAGCCAUAUGGUUGGAGAUUCGUCUUACCAUACUUCGUUGAAUGCAGCUGCCGCAUUGUUGAACAAUUAUUAUGAUACACUCGCCGGUGUGAUCGUUUCUCCGGAAUACAGAUCCGCGGGAUGGGUAACUGCCGCCAGCCUGCCCAACCUGGAAUUAUUAUUCCGGGCAGCAAAAAAAACAGGCAUGACCAGUUAUUAUGACCAUGCGCUCAAACAUGCUACUACCUUCCUGGUGAAUUAUGUUCGCAAUGAUAGUACCGUUCAUCCCGUAUUGAUGUAUGAUACUGCCGGCCGGACAUGGAUUACACCGGCGGGUAUGCCCGACAGUACUUUUGAUGCAGGUAGCCAGGCCGAUGCUAUUUAUGGUUUUACCAUGAUCUACAGGAUGACAAGGCGAUGGGAGUUUCGGGUGGCUGCAGAAGUGGUGGCCGAUGCCUAUAUACGCAGGUUCCCGGCGGGACGGAUUCCCUUAAUAUCAACUGCCGACGAAACGGACACCUAUAGUGAUGUCCGUUCGGCUGCGAUGACGGCUGCCGCGUUGCUGGAACUGGGAGGUCUUGGAAUAGAUAAUAACCGGAAACGGAUCUAUUUUGCCCAGGCAAAAAGUAUCCUGAAAACCCUUGCCAGUCCUGAGUUUCAGGAUAUGAACAGUAAACAUACAAGGCUAUUAAAUGCAGGGUCGGUGACGUCUCCGGCUUAUCAGUCUAUUGCAGACUACUAUUAUUUACAAGCCUUAUUAAGGCUCAAAAAACUGGGUGAGCAGAAGCCGAUUGAUGAGCCGCUCUGA
This is a messenger RNA of Ostertagia ostertagi, 1077 nucleotides long. Lineage: Eukaryota; Metazoa; Nematoda; Chromadorea; Rhabditida; Trichostrongylidae. The record is from the annotation of a GenBank genome assembly.